GUUGAAGGUAACCAACAACUACACGGCUGUUGUACCGCGACGAUCACGAUGUCGGUUGUUCUAUCACGAAUAGUUACGCUAACUGCAGGAACCUUAUAUCCAGCUUAUAGGAGUUACAAGGCUGUUCGAACGAAGGAUGUACGAGAAUAUGUAAAAUGGAUGAUGUAUUGGAUAGUUUUUGCGCUAUACACCUUCAUAGAAACUCUUGCCGAUAUCUUUAUCUCAUUCUGGUUCCCCUUCUAUUACCAACUGAAAAUCGUCUUCGUAUUUUGGUUACUCAGUCCGUGGACCAAAGGAGCUUCAAUAUUAUAUCGGAAGUGGAUCCACCCUACACUUUCCAAACACGAACAAGAAAUUGACGCUCUCCUUGAACAAGCGAAAUCUGAGAGCUACAAUCAACUAGUUCGUCUGGGCAGUCGAAGCUUAUUAUGUGCACGAGACAUAGUUGCUGAAGCAGCCCUACGUGGACAAGCUCAGUUGGUCAAUCAGCUGCAGAGGUCUUAUAGUGCAAAUGACGUGAAUCUAGAGCGUAUAGAAUCUCCUCGAAAACGUAUACAGGUAGAAGGCAUCCAAGAAUUAGAGGACGAGAAUAGUGAGAAUGGGUCGGAUGACCAACAAUCAGGAGACGAAGGAGCGCCCCGUCGACGUACAAAUCGUUCUCGAUCUCGGUCGCGUCCGCUUGAAGGAGGCGAGAACACAUACAACACAAUGCCUCGGAGAAGUGCACGUAGACAUUUUUACUUCGAAGUGAAGUUUGAUUAUGCCGUGAAUCGUUGUACCACCGCAAAGUUAAACUGUGCUCACCAUAGCCAGUAA
Cylicocyclus nassatus is the source of this 816-nucleotide messenger RNA. The record is from the annotation of a GenBank genome assembly. Lineage: Eukaryota; Metazoa; Nematoda; Chromadorea; Rhabditida; Strongylidae.